AUGCCAUCGUCUCCAUCCACUAAGAAGGCCAACGUUGGCCCUGGCUACUACGAUCUCAUCAAGGAGGCCGUAAUUUCGCUCAAGGAGCGCACGGGCUCAUCGCGUCACGCCAUUGACAAGUACGUGGCUGCAAAGAAGGGUGCCAGUUAUUCCAAGUCUCGUCUAAACAUUGCAUUGAAGCGUGGAGUCGAGUCUGGCAAGCUCGUGCCUGUAAAAGGCUCAUUUAAACUCGCGAUCGAGGAAAAGAAAGGGUCAGUUAAGAAGCCUAUUGCCAAGCCUGUUGCAGAGAAAACUGCUGCUGUAGCAAAGAAGACGAAACAAUCUACUGCCAAGAAUACGACGUCUAAGAUGAAAAAGAUGGCGGGCAAGAAAGCAGUCAAGUCAGCUGCUAAGAAGAUGACAAAGAAAGCAAAGAAGCCUGUGGCUAAAAAGAUUGUAGCUAAAAAGUCGUUGACUAAGAAGCCCAAGACUACUAAGAAGAAAGUGGUCAAGAAAUCGGCGGCAAAGAAGACCAAGGCUGCCAAAAAGUAA
Molecule: messenger RNA, 531 nt
Organism: Peronospora farinosa
Lineage: Eukaryota; Oomycota; Peronosporomycetes; Peronosporales; Peronosporaceae
Source: the annotation of a GenBank genome assembly